Messenger RNA from Diaporthe citri, 1569 nucleotides. RefSeq lists its product as uncharacterized. Bases 1 to 1569 code for a protein of 522 amino acids. The record is from RefSeq and is a predicted model, not a curated record. NCBI's taxonomy places the organism in Eukaryota, Fungi, Ascomycota, Sordariomycetes, Diaporthales, Diaporthaceae. The transcript is spliced from 4 exons. Gene Ontology annotation, biological process: hydrogen peroxide catabolic process; cellular response to oxidative stress; response to reactive oxygen species. Gene Ontology annotation, molecular function: peroxidase activity; heme binding.
AUGCGCCCACUACUUGCGCGCCUCAUCACACCCGCCCUCGUGGCCCACACAUCCCUCGCCGCGUUCUACUACCCGACGCCCCAGGCCGCGUUCCUCGAGCACAUCCUCGUCGACAACUGGGGCGCCCACGCCUCCAACUUCUCGUCGGCCAUCACGCCGUGCAGCAACUACGUGACCGAGGUCGGGGAGCCGGCGGCCAACAGCGGGCGCACGACGGCGGCGCAGUGGAUGCGCGUCGCCUUCCACGACUUUGUCACCGCGGACGUCGGGGCCGGGACGGGAGGCGUCGACGCGAGCAUCGGGUUCGAGACGGAGAGGGGGGAGAACUCGGGCAGUGCGUUUAAUGACAGCUUCACGUUCUGGGCGCCGUUUGUGAACGAUGCUGUGUCUAUGGCCGAUCUGGUAGGAUUAGGAACCGUCAUGUCUAUGAGGUUGUGUGGUGGGCAGCGAGUCCCCUACCGGCCGGGGAGAAUCGAUGCGCUGCAGGCGGACCCGACUGUUGGUGUGCCGGCGCCCGAGACCGACCUUGAAGAGACGCUGGUCUUUUUCGAGAGAGCUGGGUUCAACCAGGUCGACUCCAUCGGGCUGACCGCGUGUGGCCAUACCAUGGGGUCCGUUCAUCAUGGCGGGUUCCCUGAUGUGGUCCCGGAGUCUGCAGUCACCCCGAACAACACAAAUAGCGGGUCAAACUUCGACACCAGCCGUGCGGAAUUCGACACAAACGUCGUUCACGAGUACAUCGACUGGACAGGCAACAGGGGCGGGCCGCUCGUCACAACCGACAACAUCACGACCCGCUCAGACCUCCGGCUGUACGAGAGCGACGGGAAUGCCACCAUGCAGGAGCUGUAUGACAUGGGCGAUGGCUUCCUCAGCACCUGCGUCGACCUCAUGGGCCGGAUGAUCAACACCGUGCCGGCGGGUGUUGACCUGGGAGCGCCCAUCUCUCCCAUGGAAGUAAAGCCGAUCAACGUGACGUUUGACCUUGACGUGCAAGGCAGCGUGGAGCUGUCUGGGAAGAUCCGCGCCCUCGACACCGCGUUGCCUAUCAAGGCCUCGCUGGUCGCAAGUGACGGCAGCUCCGAGCCCGUCAUUCUGAAGCCUGAGAACGAGGAGGGGAGCUCUGUGUACGGACAGACCAGGUACUAUUCCUUCUCCGUCCCGGUGCAUCAGGACACCUCAUAUACAACUCUCGAGAUCAGCCGCGAUGGGGCCGCCCCGGCGCCUUUCCCGCUGCAGAACGACGUCUUCGUGGUGCCGAGCAUGACGGCCGUGGAAGGGAACAAGGUAGGCUUCGCCGUGGCCGUCAGGGCGACGGACUACUCCCCUGUGGACAUCAACGUUUCCGCCCCCGCGAGGCAGCAAGGGACACUGGCGCCGAAGGUCACGAGUCACGACGCCGGCGCGAGACCGGGCGCGGUUGUCCCGGGGUACCGGCUCUGGGAGGGCUCGGUCGACCUGGGUGACGCGUCGGUCACGGGCGCGGUGUCCGUGAGCGUCGCGGCCGAGGUCGAGGGCGGCGUGGUGCGCGAUGUUCUGUACCUGAGCGCCGGGGUCGCGGGGUGGUGA